This is a messenger RNA of Dromiciops gliroides (monito del monte), 4591 nucleotides long. It is a transcript of the gene PCSK6, whose product is annotated as proprotein convertase subtilisin/kexin type 6. Gene Ontology annotation, biological process: peptide hormone processing. The record is from RefSeq and is a predicted model, not a curated record. Gene Ontology annotation, cellular component: membrane; cell surface. Bases 133 to 3054 code for a protein of 973 amino acids. The transcript has 22 exons. Gene Ontology annotation, molecular function: serine-type endopeptidase activity. NCBI's taxonomy places the organism in Eukaryota, Metazoa, Chordata, Mammalia, Microbiotheria, Microbiotheriidae.
UCGCGCCCUCCCACCCUCCCUUCCUCCCUCGCGGCGGCGCUUCCCAGGAGCGGCGCUGGCUUUAAAAAGCCCCAACCCCACCCCCCCAGCCCUGCACUCUGCACAGGCACUUGAGCGAGCCGGGCUAAAGCCAUGCGGCGCUCGCAGCUGCCUCGAUCCCUUAGGCUGCUGCGCGCUGGAGGAGGAGAAGGAGGAGGAGACAGAGGAGGACGCGGCGGCGGCGGCGGCGGCGGCGGCGUCUGCUUCAGUAGGAGGGGGACAGGCUCUCGGCUGCUGGCUAUGCGCUGCUGGAGCUGGCUCCUGGUGCUCGCGCUGCCCACCGCUUGCGCGGCGCUGCGAUCGCCCACUGUUUAUACCAACCACUGGGCUGUGGAAGUGCUCGGAGGGCCAGCCGAGGCGGACCGAGUAGCCUCUGCGCACGGGUAUCUGAACUUGGGACAGAUUGGAAACCUAGAGAAUUACUACCAUUUUUAUCACAGCAAAACAUUUAAAAGAUCAACCUUCAGUAGCAGAGGCACCCACACCUUUCUCAGAAUGGAUCCAAAGGUAAAAUGGCUACAACAACAAGAAGUUAAACGGAGAGUGAAGAGACAUGUUCGAAGUGAUACACAUUCCAUUUAUUUCAAUGACCCAAUAUGGUCCAACAUGUGGUACAUGCACUGCGGGGAUAAGCACAGUCGCUGCCGAUCAGAAAUGAAUGUCCCUGCAGCAUGGAAGAGAGGCUAUACAGGAAAAAACGUUGUGGUCACCAUUCUGGAUGAUGGAAUAGAGAGGAAUCACCCAGAUCUAGCAGCUAAUUAUGAUGCCUAUGCAAGCUAUGAUGUCAAUGGAAAUGACUAUGAUCCUUCUCCACGCUAUGAUGCCAGCAAUGAAAAUAAGCAUGGUACUCGCUGUGCUGGUGAAGUUGCUGCCUCAGCAAACAAUUCCUAUUGCAUAGUGGGCAUUGCAUACAACGCAAAGAUAGGAGGCAUUCGUAUGUUAGAUGGCGAUGUGACAGAUGUUGUCGAAGCGAAGUCACUUGGCAUCAGGCCCAAUUACAUUGACAUUUACAGCGCAAGCUGGGGGCCGGAUGAUGAUGGGAAGACGGUGGAUGGUCCUGGCCGCUUGGCCAAACAAGCUUUUGAGUACGGCAUUAAAAAGGGUCGCCAGGGCUUAGGCUCCAUCUUUGUCUGGGCUUCAGGAAAUGGAGGAAGAGAAGGAGACUACUGCUCCUGUGAUGGCUACACUAACAGCAUAUACACUAUCUCUGUCAGUAGUACCACAGAGAAUGGUUAUAAACCUUGGUAUCUCGAGGAGUGUGCUUCUACAUUGGCUACAACCUAUAGCAGUGGAGCAUUUUAUGAAGGAAAAAUCGUUACCACUGAUUUACGUCAGCGCUGUACUGAUGGCCACACAGGGACCUCUGUGUCAGCACCUAUGGUGGCUGGCAUUAUUGCCUUGGCUUUAGAAGCAAACAACCAAUUAACCUGGAGAGAUGUUCAGCAUCUGCUUGUGAAAACAUCUAGGCCAGCUCAUCUGAAAGCAAAUGACUGGAAAGUAAAUGGAGCAGGUCACAAAGUUAGCCAUCUGUAUGGAUUUGGCUUGGUGGAUGCUGAAGGUAUUGUAGUUGAAGCUAAGAAAUGGAAGGCUGUUCCCUCCCAGCAUAUGUGCAUCGCUGCAGCAGACAAGAGACCCAGGAUUAUUCCCAUUGAGCAAACUCUUCGGACAACAGCCCUGACAAAUGCAUGCGCAGACCAUUUUGACCAACGAGUAGUUUUCCUCGAGCAUGUUGUAGUUCGAGUUUCUAUUUCACACCCACGGCGAGGAGACCUUCAAAUUCACCUGAUUUCUCCCUCGGGAACCAAGUCUCAGCUUUUGGCAAGGAGAUUACUUGAUCAUUCAAAUGAUGGAUUCACAAACUGGGAAUUUAUGACUGUCCACUGCUGGGGAGAAAAAGCUGAAGGAGAAUGGACUUUAGAAAUCCAUGAUAUACCAUCUCAGGUCCGUAAUCCAGAGAAACAAGGGAAGUUGAAAGAAUGGAGCCUUAUUUUAUAUGGGACGGCUGAGCACCCUUAUAAUACAUUUAGCUCCCAUCAAUCUCGGUCAAGGAUGCUGGAGAUUUCAACACCAGAACUGGAACCAUCCAAAGCUGCUUUGUUUCAUAAACAAGUGGAAGUCACAGAAGAUGAGGAAGAUUAUACAGCUCCUUCCAUCCAAGGCUCUCCUAAUACUUUACAGACAAGUGUGUGUCAUCCAGAGUGUGGCGACAAAGGGUGUGAUGGACCAAAAGCUGACCAGUGCUUGAACUGUAUCCAUUAUAGUCUUGGAAGUAUCAAAACUGGCAGGAAAUGUGUGAAUGUCUGCCCCUUGGGAUACUUUGGUGAUUCUAUAUCAAAGAGGUGUCGAAGGUGUAGUAGGGGAUGUGAGACCUGCACAGGCAGAAGUCAGAAUCAGUGCCUGUCCUGCCGACGUGGCUUUUACUACCAUCAGGAAUUGAACACCUGUGUGACUCUGUGUCCAGCUGGCUUUUAUACAGAUGAAAGUCAGAAAUAUUGCCUUAAAUGUCAUCCAAACUGUAAAAAGUGUGUUGAUGAAGCAGAAAAAUGUACCCUAUGCAAAGAAGGAUUCAGUCUAGCAGGAGGUAGCUGCAUUCCAGACUGUGCACCAGGCACAUACUUCAAUUCUGAGUUGAUCAAAUGUGAGAAGUGCCAUUCAACCUGUCAAACAUGUGUAGGACCGGGCAAAGAUGAAUGUAUCUAUUGUGUCAACAAUUUUAAAAUCCAUGAGAAGAAAUGUGUCCCGGGCUGCAACGAAGGAUUUUAUUUUGCCAAGGUGCCAGGUUUCCUGCAAAAAGUGUGUGCAAGGUGUGAAGAAAAUUGUUUACAUUGUGAAGGCUCCAGCAAGAAUUGUGUCAAGUGUAAAGCUGGUUUCAUGCUCCUGGGAAACACGUGUAUAGCAAAUGAUACCUGCAGCAAUGCUGCUGAAAUGUUUUGUGAAAUGGUGAAAUCAAAUAAUCUCUGUGAGCGGAAGCUCUUCACACAACUUUGCUGUCGGACAUGUCUUCUGGCUGGAUAGAGUGAUUCAGUGUCUGCACCCAAGAAAGAAAGCAUCCUGCAAGUCCAGUUUUGCCCAACUUUUAGGACAAAGUUUUUUUCAGUUUGGGGAAUGUUUUCAUAUAGUGCUGUUGAGGAUGCUCUUUUAUGUUUGACAGUUUUAAUCUCACCAUGAACUUUUUUCUUCAGCAUUGUCUCUUUUUUAACACAAGAUGGAAUUUUGUUAUUGUUGUGGAAGUCUCAAAGGGCAAUUUUUGAAAUGGUGAUAUUAAUUCUUUCAAACACAGGGGCACCUGAGCUGCAAUGGAUAUAUAACUUGUGUACCUUGGCCAUAUUAGCCAAAUCCUCUUAACGGACUCAAAAUGGAAAUGCUGCAAAUUUAAAGAUUCCAUGCUCAGGACUUAUAGCAGCAUGUGGGAACGUGGGUUAACUGAAUCUCCAAAACCAAAGCAGGAAGGGAAGAAAUCUAAUAUAAAAGCUGUUUCUCCCCACCUCGGGCUAUUGGAUGACAUCACUGUAAAUCUAUAUAGGAUAGUUAAAACAAUAGAAUACAUUUGUGUUCUAGCCACACAUACAGUGAAGAAUUGGAUAAGUCACAAACUUGAAUGUCAAGCAAAAUAAUUAAAUUGGCCAUUUGAUAAGACCAAAUAUGUUGUAGUUUUGGCCGUGUAUUUUAGGAUCUCUGGGAAUAGAGUGUUUGUUUAUUUACUUACUAAAGCUAAUUCUGAAACUGCUAUUAAUGGUUUACCCAUUCAAAUCCAAAAGCCAAAUCAGAAGAUUCUUACUUUCUCCACAGAAUUCAACUACUGAGAUCAGUUUAGCACAUUAUUCAUAUUGCCACAGAUCUUCUACCAGUAGGGUUUUUUAAAUUUUUUUAAAUCUCAGUAAAAUCAGUUUACUUGUAUUAAUACAACUCUCUGAUAAACUCUUACAGAGGAUGACAGCAGAGUAUCUUAGGCUUUCCAAUGAAUAAGCCAAGAAAAACCCUAAUUAUACUAAGCAAUUUUGUCAAGCAAAUCAAAACCCAUUCAGUGAAUCUUUAAGAGAAUCACUUGUUGUUUUAUGGAAUUGCUUUUAAAAUAUAUUUGGUGACAUUUAUUUUAAGUAACUUAUGCAGUUGUGGGUUUUUUUUCAGUAGAUGUGUUUUUGAGGCAAAUAGACACAUUUCUGUGUGUGCUGUGGGCCUAUAUGGACAAAGAAUGACUUAUUCUUCCUUGAAACAUUUGUGGAUAUCAUUUUUUAAGCUAUGUGUUCUAAUUUUUGCCAAUGUUAAUUAUUUUGAAAAGUGUUUCAUAUUUUUGCAGUGAGAUGCACAGAUCUGCUUGAUCGAUUCAUUUUAGUAUGGAAAUAACAGGAUUCUUUGAAUAGCAUUUUUUUUGCCACUUUGCCCUAUUUUCUUCUUCCACCUCUAACAUACUGGCCUUUUCCUUCAUGAGCAGGUGAGAACCAUGAGCUACAUGGAUCAGCAACCCAAAAAAAGCCCUAAAACAAAAACAAAACAAAGAGAAUAAAAUUUUAAACACUAAGUUAAUAAAAACAAUUAACAUCCCAUACUAAAA